Anastrepha obliqua is the source of this 1525-nucleotide messenger RNA. Its product is annotated as odorant receptor 7a-like. Gene Ontology annotation, cellular component: plasma membrane. The record is from RefSeq and is a predicted model, not a curated record. Gene Ontology annotation, biological process: detection of chemical stimulus involved in sensory perception of smell; sensory perception of smell. Gene Ontology annotation, molecular function: odorant binding; olfactory receptor activity. Lineage: Eukaryota; Metazoa; Arthropoda; Insecta; Diptera; Tephritidae. The transcript has 3 exons. The coding region runs from base 14 to 1195 and encodes 393 amino acids.
CAUUAUAAGGCAAAUGUUCGACUUGAUAAAAAAACACGGUCGCCCAGUAUUCGCUAGUCGCGAUGCAGUUAUUUAUCUGUUCAAUAGUUUCAGGUACCUGGGUAUUAACCCGCCGAAUAAGUAUCGUAUUCCAUAUUUCUUUUCCUCGUUCAUUACCUGUUUUAUCGUACUCUUCUCGCCGGUUAUUAGCAAUGUUGGUUGGUUGCGCGAUCGCAAUAAGCUAUCUGUUAUGGAAAUAUUAACUUGCGUACAAGCCUCAUUAAAUAUACUUGCUAUACCAAUUAAAAGCAUCGCUUUGGCAAUGUCAAAAAAUCGUCUUCGUGACAUUGAACCUAUAGUAACGGAACUGGAUAAGUAUUACACACGAUCUGAGGAUAGGGGAAAAAUACGUAAAUGCGGCAUAACUGGUAAUCGACUAGUUUUUGGAUUCGCGGUUGCAUACUUCACGUAUGAAAUAUUGACUGUUGUGGCCGCAUUAGUGGGUGGACAUGCACCGACAUCGUUCUGGAUUCCGAAUGUUGAUUGGCAUAGAUCUUCAUGGGAGUAUUGGCUACAAGUUAGCUAUGAUGCAUUUAUACUUUUAUUACUGCUAUAUCAUCAAGUAGUAAACGACUCAUAUCCGGCCGUUUAUAUAUAUAUUAUACGUACACAUAUACAGCUUUUAGCAGUUCGUGUCGAACGUUUGGGUUAUGAUGAGAAGAAAAGUGUUGAUGAUAAUUAUAAAGAGCUAUUAGAAUGUAUUGUUAUACAUCAGGAAAUACUGAAGGUUGCCAGCAUUGUUGAGCCCAUUAUGUCUGUGACUGUAUUCACUCAGUUUAUUGUAGCUGCGGCUAUACUUGGCGUCACGAUGAUUAACAUUUUCAUUUUUGCUGAUCUUACGACUAAAAUUGCUUCUGUCACGUAUUUUUUCUGUGUACUCCUUCAGACAUCGCCGACAUGUUACCACGCGUCAUAUUUGUUGGCUGAUUGCGAUGAGUUGCGCCUGGCUAUAUUUAAAUGCAAUUGGGUUGACCAGAAUAAACGUUUUAAUAAUUUGUUAAUCUACUUUUUGCAUCGUUCUCAGGAUUCCAUUCCCCUUUUCGCCAUGAAAUUAGUGCCGAUAAAUUUGGCCACUAAUUUGUCGAUUGCAAAAUUUUCUUUUACACUUUUUGCUUUCAUACAAGAAAUGGGUCUUGGUGAGAAUCUAAAGGGUUAGAAAUAAGCAGCUAUAGCAAAUUGAUCUUGGAUUAUAAAAAACUUACUUGUAACCAUUUUUAGUGUCGACGAUUAAAAAAUCUGCACCUAGUAGCUUCUGCAAUAAAAGUUGUAAGGGGAAUACUCUAUGUUUUUCAGAAUAGUAAGGAAUGUAAAAAUCCCAUUGAGAACGCCCCAUUGAAAACGCAACCUGAAAAGAAACAACAAUAAGUAGCUGAUACAGGUUCGCAUUUGACUACUUGCUUGGUUGAAAAACAAAAACAAAUACUGGUUUUGUCAAUAUUUUCUUGUAUGUGCAAUUCGUGUACCUUACUAAUGUUGGAAAACAUAG